CGCCGUCGGUUGGCCUAGGGUUGAGGAAAAUCGAUACUCUCUUUCUCAAGCUCCCGGCGCGUCUCCGGCUCCGACGACGAGAAUAAAGUUAGCCAUGGAACAUGGGACGUUCACAGAUCAUAGUAGUGCAACAUUUUCUUUGACUGAAGAGGAUCAUACACUAGCAAAUGCUGUUAGAUUCACCUUGAAUCAAGAUCCAAGGGUAACAUUUUGUGGGUACAGCAUUCCUCACCCGUCAGAUGCUCGAGUUAAUAUUAGAGUCCAGACAACUGGUGAUCCGGCAAGAGAAGUAUUAAAAGAUGCUUGUCAAGAUCUGAUGUUAAUGUGUAGGCAUGUCAGGAGCACUUUUGACAAGGCUGUUGAUGAAUUCAAAAUCAGCAACCCUGUGGAAGAAAUGAAUAUUGGCAAAAAGUAAUAUUAGAGAUUCUCAUUGUUGUCUUGGACAUUUACAGUUAAAUUAUUAUCUAGUUGAGAAUGUACUGAGGCCAACUUAAUCUUCAUUUUAUUAUGCACUUUUUGGAUCUUGUUUAUUCUUUUACUGUGUUAACAAAUGCCUAGCAGCAGCAGGCGAGGAUAAAAUGAUUGAAACAAG
Molecule: messenger RNA, 592 nt
Organism: Rubroshorea leprosula
Lineage: Eukaryota; Viridiplantae; Streptophyta; Magnoliopsida; Malvales; Dipterocarpaceae
Source: the annotation of a GenBank genome assembly